This is a messenger RNA of Knipowitschia caucasica, 2079 nucleotides long. NCBI's taxonomy places the organism in Eukaryota, Metazoa, Chordata, Actinopteri, Gobiiformes, Gobiidae. The record is from the annotation of a GenBank genome assembly.
AUGAGCCCCCCCUUGGGUGUGUUCACCAUCGACGAAAAAACUGGAGAAGUCUUUGCGCACAAGAAAGUAGACCGAGAAUUUAAAAGCUGUUUCCACAUUAAGUUUGACAUCCUGGACAAGGUUACCAAAGAGAGACUUGACAAAGAGCUCUCCUUUGAUGUGGAAAUCCAGGAUAUAAAUGACAAUGAACCAAAGUUUGAACACACUAAGAUAACAAGAUUUAUCAGAGAAGAAUAUGAGGAAGAUUCUGAUUAUUUGCCGGUGAUACUUAAGGCGUCAGAUCCCGUGAUCCAGAUGAACCAAAUAAGCCCAAACUCGACCAUGACCUUGUUGAUGAAUGGAUGCUUUGACUACGAUAAAGCAAAAAGUAUACUGGUGAAGGAAUCGGUCACUGCAAAUGAUGUUGUAAAGGGUUUCUCUGUGGACGAUAAGGACAACCCGCUGACCCCAGGAUGGAGAGCAAAAUAUUAUUUCAUCAGUGGAAAUGAUGAUAAUAACUACAAAAUUGUGACUGACCCCAAAACAAAUGAGGGAGUUUUAUCGGUUGUAAAGGGGCUUAACUUUGAACGGACAACGAAGACCUCGAUAGUGAUAGGAGUGGAGAAUGAGGAGAAGCUGUUUCACUGUAAACAUAAUAAAGCCCCGCCUCCGAAGCACAGCACCGCCAACAUCAGCCUCACGGUCAUUGAUACAAACGAUCCACCAACUUUUGACAAAAAGGAGACGAGAGUGUAUCAAAAGGAAGAAGAUCCACCGGGAAAAGUGCUGUUUACUCCCGUAGUUCAUGACAUCGACUCGGACGUGAAGAACAUCAGGUUUAAAAUCCUCGAUGAUCCUGCGAAUUGGAUGAAAAUAGAUGAAGUGACGGGGAAAGUAUCAACUGUAAAGAAAAUGGACAGAGAGUCGCACCACGUGAACAAGGACGGUAUAUAUACAGUCUUAGUCGGUGCUGUUGAUGAUGGCGAGCCUCCAGCCACUGGCACGGGCACGCUCUACGUUUACCUUAAAGAUAUCAACGACAACGCACCUACACUGGUCAACGCAACUAUGACUUUCUGCUCACACGACUACAAUAUCCCCGUGAAGGUCCAAGACCUGGAUGCUGUCCCAUUCAGUGGUCCGUUCUCUUUUGCUGUUGCAAAUGAAAAACUGAGCAAGGUCUGGGAACUGGACCCAAAAUCAGGCCCCGAAAGCAAGCUCAAAUUGAAGACUGAAAACCUUGCUUAUGGGAAUUACUCAUUGCCACUGAUUAUUGAGGAUCAACAAAACUUCAAAAGUGAGCAGACGAUGGUUGUGGAGUAUUGCGAAUGUGAUGAAACGAACACUUGCAUCAAACAAUCUCGGAAAGUGAAUCUGGGGGGAGCGGCCAUUGGACUGAUCCUUGCGUCACUUCUGCUGUUCUUGUUGCUGCUGUUAAUAUUUAAGUGCACUUCUAAAACGAAGUUCCACAAGUUCUCGGACUUGGGGAGGGAUGAGGGGAACCAGACUCUCAUUCAGUAUAAUCAAGAAGGUGGCAGCUCAGACUGCAAGGCUGAACCCUCCACAUCUCUGACCACGAAGACCACUACGACAAACAACAUCACUAUGACGGAUGGCCAACAGACCCUUCAGCCGGCGAUGCCGCUCUAUACAAGUGAAGAAAUUUACAACAUGUACCACUCUAGUUACAAAAAUAACUACGAAGAAGAAAUGAUGGGCACCAUGGGAAUGCACCAAGGAGGCAUGAGAGGCAACUAUGACAUGUGGACCAGUAGGACAGGCACACACAUGAGUACUUCACACAGUCGCUACAAUCUUCAAGUCGACCAGCACAUCUCAGAGCACCUCCACAGGAAAUUGCAAAUGCUUUCUGCAAGCUAUAACAAUUACGGUGGUUACGGGGGUGGCCCAGAGGAGGAUGUAGGAGACCUGCCUCAUGUGUACGGCUACGAAGGAAACGGCAGCAAAAGCCAAUCCCUGGACGAGCUUUCCUUGGGGAACUUGGAUGAUAUGCAGUUUCUGAAUGAUUUGGGACCAAAGUUCAAGACUCUGGGGGGAAUCUGCCAUCAAGCCAUUGAGGAAAAGGACAUACAUUUUUGA